CACACGCCGGCGAUGUUAGCGGAAACCAUCGCGGCUCUCGUCGCCCCUGAUCGCUCGGGCGUGUACGUGGACGGAACUUUCGGACGUGGAGGUCACACGCGCGGAAUUCUCGCCGCGCUUUCCGCCGAGGGUCGCUUGCACGCGUUCGACAUGGAUCCAGAGGCGAUCAAGGUGGGCAAGGAGCUCGAAAGAGAAGACUCCAGGUUUAAGAUUCACCACGCCCCGUUCGGAUGCAUGGCGGACGUUUUGAGACCGCUCGGCGUGAAACCGUCUGGAGUAUUCUUAGAUUUAGGGAUUUCUUCGCCCCAAUUCGACGACUCGUCGCGAGGGUUCCGACCCGAGCAAGACGGUCCGCUCGACUUGCGCUUUGACGUCGAGCGCGGCGUCCCCGCGAGCGAGUAUCUCAGACUCGUUUCGCGCGAAGAACUUCGACGGGUGAUUCACGAAUACGGUGAGACCACUGAUCCAAUCGCCGCCCGUCGAAUCACGGACGCCAUCGUGCUCGCGCGUGAAAACGGUUCGCUCCCGAGCACGACGAAGGAAUUCGCCGCCCUCGUCGCCAAGGCCAAAGGCAAAGAAUACCAGAUGAUGCAUCCCGCCAAGCUCACGUUCCAAGCUUUACGCAUCGCGCUGAACCAAGAGUUUGACGAGAUGCGACGCGGUAUGCACGCCGCAUUCGAUAUCAUGCCCGAACACGGACGUUUGGGCAUCCUCACCUGGAAGCACAGCGAGUGCGCCAUCGUCGUCGACUUUUUCCGCGAC
Molecule: messenger RNA, 762 nt
Organism: Ostreococcus lucimarinus CCE9901
Lineage: Eukaryota; Viridiplantae; Chlorophyta; Mamiellophyceae; Mamiellales; Bathycoccaceae
Exons: 1
Biological process (GO): rRNA base methylation
Cellular component (GO): cytoplasm
Molecular function (GO): rRNA (cytosine-N4-)-methyltransferase activity
Source: RefSeq, a predicted model, not a curated record